UAUCACUUUUCUUCUUACUUAUUUACCAUGAAAGAUGGAUUGAAGCUUCGACGUCUUUCAAAAUCAUGCCUGGAACUGCUACCUGUAGAGCUUUUGUAUGAAAUCCAGCUUUACGCUCUAUCACAUUCUCUUCCAUACACAUCCCACUCUCUUCACCUGAUAUUCAAAUCUGCACCCUCAUCUUUCCGAGCGGAAUACAUCUUCCUGUGCUCAUCUGGUAGCUCGGAAAAUUUGUACACGAAAGCUCUUCGAUACCCAUUAUGUUCACUGGAGGUCCUCCGAUUUAUCAAACUCCAAAGUAGGAACCCUGUCACUGUGUUGGAGCUACCCAAACGUCUCUUCCGUGACCUGGGUACUCGGAGGGCCAGCUCCAAGUGGACCGAUCAAGAUCAUCCUCUGCCGUUCAUCCGCGACUUAUAUACUGCCGGAUUCUCUCUGGACCUUAACUCCAUCAACGGUUACGCCCUCACCAAAGCAGUUCAGACUGAAUUUUACGCUCUUGUCAGGCUUCUACUUGAUAAAGGUGCUUCGCCCACAUACAAGGACAACCUUGCCGUCCGCGUGGCUAUUCGACGGAAAGACUUACGAAUGGUAAAACUAUUGAUAGAGCGGAGUUCUGGUGAAGUACAUAAAAGGAGAAGGCUGGAAGAUCGAAUGAAAGUUUCGAAGGAAUUGUUGAAACUUGCGGUGAAGUGUAAUGCACAGGACUUAGUGGAUUAUUUUACGCGGGAGAAGGGUUGUGUACCCGAUAUGCAGACGUUGUACCUCAUGCGCUAGAUAUAUCGUGCGUUGGUUUGCGUACUUUCCGCCACUCAUUUGUCUUACCCUGGCUUUCUGAUAAGUGAAAACUCGUCUGAGAGUAUAU
Lentinula edodes (shiitake mushroom) is the source of this 865-nucleotide messenger RNA. RefSeq lists its product as uncharacterized. The record is from RefSeq and is a predicted model, not a curated record. NCBI's taxonomy places the organism in Eukaryota, Fungi, Basidiomycota, Agaricomycetes, Agaricales, Omphalotaceae. The transcript has 2 exons. Bases 28 to 777 code for a protein of 249 amino acids.